Molecule: messenger RNA, 1449 nt
Organism: Ceutorhynchus assimilis (cabbage seed weevil)
Lineage: Eukaryota; Metazoa; Arthropoda; Insecta; Coleoptera; Curculionidae
Source: the annotation of a GenBank genome assembly
AUGAUCAGUGUUCUAACGAGAGAAAUCGAAACCUUAAACAAGUUAGUUUUGACCUUAAUUGAUAACAAUGGCCUUCUGAAUUCCCGAAUUAGCGAUUUGGAGUUAAAAAAUCGAGAACUAGUGGCUGAAAUUGGGUAUUUGAAGGCUAAUGCAAGCAUAAACAAUACAUCGUCUCCUCUCCAUGCCCCGCAGUUCCCAAUGUUUUUACAAGAGACAGAGACAGAGAAGACAGCAAAAUCUGCAACAGCUGAUUUUGGACAUGAAGUGUCGACCGUUGUGGCGACUUGGCCGAAAAACAAAGAUGGAAAAGAAGACCGUGGGAAGCAUAACCUCAAAAGUUCGUCCAAUGUAAACAUAAAUACUCAGGCUAAAAAUAAAAAUAAAAAUAAUCUUAUAAGCAAUAGCCAAGUUCAAAAAGCGAUUAAUGAGGCAGUGAUUCAAACUAUUUUGCCAAAAUACUCGGAAGCACGUCCACAAGAUAAAAAGUUGGGAAAGCCUGAAGAUUUUGAAAUAGAAGGUGCUGCAAGAGAAUGCGAUGAAGAGAAAGUAAUCAAGAUAAACAAAAAGAAAGUUGCUCAAGCUUUACGACGCAGAUUGAGUGACUUGCAACAUCAACGAGAAUUUAUUGUGCGAUACGUUGAACAAGUGCCAAAGAAGUCUAGUACAACGGCUAAGGCAAGAUCGCGACGUCGCGACUUGACUUUAAAAAGAAUGUACUCAAUGAUGGUAGAAGAGUUGUGUCUCAACGCUGAAAAACCGUGUUUUACAACAUAUCGCAAUGUUUUUAAAGGCAUGAAUCUCUCGUUUCAGAGGCCGAAAAAAAAACAAUGUGGUUUAGGUUUAUGCAAAACUUUUUACGAAGGAUCAAAGGAAACAGAGUUGACACUACAAGAUAUUUUUGAGGAUUACACAAAAUUCAGAAACGCUGUGCGGGAUCUCAAAAAAAAAAAAAAGAUUGCAGCUCAAAAUAAUCCCAAGUUGCUUUGUUUGUCUUUUGACCUUCAACAGGUAAUUUACUUGCCUGCAUCAAACCACGGUGCUAUUUUCUACAAAAGAAGAUGGCUGUGGAGGACAAAACCGGAAUUCCAUACUGUGGCAGGAGCUCUUUUGUACAUUAUUUCGCAAUUGAAGCACGUACAAGAAAUAAGCCUUCGCCUUUUUACCACUAAUCAUGGACAAAGUGAAGGAGACUCGACUCAUAGUGCUAUUUCGUACGCGAUCAAAAAGGCCGGUGAAUGGUUUGUACCAUCGCAACUUAUACCAGUCUUUCGACUUGCAAGAAAAGCGAAACCCUAUGAAGAGUACCCCUUAGAUUUCAAUGAUUUCUUGGACUUCAAAGCAUUUGGUGAAAACCUGAGAGUCCGCUCUAUCCGAAUCGAUGAUGAUGGAAAAGCUUUCAAACGGACGGAGAUGGUAGAAUUUGAAAUCAGGAAGAACUAUUUAAAUUAA